CCGGUUUUAAAACGGUUCUGUUUAAUAUUUUUGUUCCGAGCUAAAUUUAUUUAUAAAAGUUUUAGAUGUGUUUAUAAGGGUGAAAAUCGUUCAACAAAACUAUUUUCUAGAGAGAAAAAGAGACACCUGUGAUAUAACUGACUGCUGAAAUGAACAAAUUCUUAAACCAAUGUAAAGGACUCCUUAAUUCCAAGAUUAUCCCGAGAAUUGUUGUAAUCGGAAACGAAAGCUGCGAUCUAGAUUCGGCCGUUUGCAGCAUUUCACUUGCCUUCCACCUGUCGAAAUGUCCCAGUUUCGUCGAAACAGUUACCGACUGGGAGCGCAUUGUGCCGGUCUUGAACUUAACUCGAGCCGAAUUGCCCCUCAAAACGGAAGUUAUCUAUUAUCUGCAAGCACAACAAAUUGAUCUCGACAGUCUGAUUUGUAAGGAUGAGGCUAAUUUUGCCGAUGCUGCCUGGGAACAUACUAAAUUCGUUCUGGUAGAUCAUCAUAUGUCACCACAUCAGGCAAACGUGGUUGGAGUGGUGGACCAUAGACCAGUAGAUCCACACUCAAACCUCACCGAUAAGGUAUUCCAGUAUAUCGAACCGGUCGGUUCCUGUGCUACGCUUGUUGCGAAAUUAAUUGAUCAAUCAAACAUGUUUGCCAAACACCAAGAAGAAUACAUGUUGCUGUUUAAACUACUUUACGGAGCCAUAAUCUUGGACACGGUGAAUUUUUCGGAGCAAGCAAACAAAGCUCGCGAACUGGACCACUACAUGGCGCAGCUGAUUGAGCAAAAACUUGGAAUAAGCGAACCAGUUUCAAACCACAGAAAAACAUUGUUUGAAACACUAGUCGAUAAAAGAAGAGACGUUGGCAGUCUCGAUUCCCUACAAAUCCUGUCCAAAGAUUUAAAAAUCAUUGCUCGAAACGGGCGUACUGUUGCCAUACCUGGUUUUCCCAUUCUAGUGCAGAGUUAUGUGCAAAAGCCAAACGCUGAAUCAAACCUGUUGACGUUUGCCCAGCAAACUCGGUCCGAUGUGGUUGUUCUCAUGGGUAUGCACGUAACCACUGGGAGCGAUCAGGUCCGGAGGGAUUUGGGGGUCGUCAACAUCGGUGAUGCCGUUCUUUGGGAAAAGAUUAUCACAGCUUUGGUGAGCUCCACAUUGCCGAACCUUAGCUUGAAAAGGCGUUCGGGUGACGAAUUUUUAGGCGGACAGUUUUUCGAUCAAGGCAACAUAGCGGCUUCUAGGAAACAAAUUUUACCAAUUAUAAGCAACGUUCUAGACAAAUUAUAGUACGUUUAGCAGUAAAUCAUGGUUGUAAAAUUAAAAAGGUUUUUUUGUCAGCUUUUACUAUUUUUUUUUGUGCCUGGGAAAGAGGCACUUUUGACACCAAGCUACUUCGAAUAUCCGAGCUGUUGGACAAUUUUUGGGUUUGCAAAAUGAAAAAUAUUAAUGCGGGAAGGACCUAAUAAAAGCGAAGAGCCAGAGUAUGUCAUGAUUCAACUCGGAAAAUGAA
This is a messenger RNA of Wyeomyia smithii (pitcher-plant mosquito), 1503 nucleotides long. Its product is annotated as exopolyphosphatase PRUNE1-like. Gene Ontology annotation, molecular function: exopolyphosphatase activity. The transcript has 4 exons. The coding region runs from base 150 to 1280 and encodes 376 amino acids. The record is from RefSeq and is a predicted model, not a curated record. Gene Ontology annotation, cellular component: cytoplasm. NCBI's taxonomy places the organism in Eukaryota, Metazoa, Arthropoda, Insecta, Diptera, Culicidae.